Molecule: messenger RNA, 1485 nt
Organism: Penicillium verhagenii
Lineage: Eukaryota; Fungi; Ascomycota; Eurotiomycetes; Eurotiales; Aspergillaceae
Exons: 4
Coding region: 1-1485 (494 amino acids)
Biological process (GO): protein homooligomerization
Source: RefSeq, a predicted model, not a curated record
AUGGCACCCGGUGUUCUCUCUCAGCCUGUUCCGGGCCAACGCUUCCAGCCGUUGGACAUGUCUGAACAAUGUACUCUACCACCAGGGAGAGUCUUCCCUAUCAAGAUCGGUAGUGGUCUUUUUCGACUCUCGGGGGCUUCAAUCGCCUCAGAUGCUCCCUCUUACUUCUCCCGGUUCUUUGAGAGCCAGGUGCAGGCUGCAGGAAGCAAUGCAAAUGCCACUCAGCUUCGGACCCUUUAUAUCGACCGUGAUCCUGAAACUUUCAAGCUGAUUGCCAACCAUCUGCAAGGAUACUUUAUUCAGCCCAAAAAUGGCGAGGAGUUUGUCAGGCUAUUCGCUGAUGCGCAAUUCUACAACCUGCCCCGAUUGAUGGCCCAGCUAUUCGAUUGCGAUAUCUUCGUCAAAAUCGGCGAUCGCGACUUCCAGAUUCCACGUGCUGUCCUGACGAACCCCGGUAAUGACAAGAAUUACUUCACACUUGGCUUCUCUGCUUUCUUUGCCUCGCCAAGUCAUGUUUUUCCUGGUCUGAAUCGUGCAGGACUUCUCCGCCCUCCCUCGAUUCUGCCCCCAAGUGUCCCAGGCCGAUCCGCUGAUGUGUUUGCUCAGCUCCUACACGGGCUGAGGGGAUAUGCGAUUGAAAUCAAGAACGAGGAGCACCGACAAGAGCUUCUUAGUGACUGUCGUUAUUAUCAUUUCGCCGGCGUGGAGCAGAAGUUGAUCGCGCAUAAGCUGACCUACAACUCUGUCAGUGAACAUGAGGAGAUCACCCUUCGUCUCGAGGAUAUCCGGCCGUCCGGCAUAUCAUUCGACCAAACCACUUCUCAUAUUAUUGAUGCGCAGAGAGCAAACUUCGUUUACUCUCGUCCCCACGCGGACCAAGAAAUGUUCCGUGAUUUGGUGGUUGAAUUUAGAGAAAAUUUCUCAUUUAUCACUGCGGCGCGUGAUCAUCUCGACUUCCAAGGGGAUGCCAGGCUUCGCAUGGAAAGUCUCAUCAAGGUUACCGCGGAAAAAUUGGACGUUGAUCGGAGUCUUUUCACGGGUCUUCCUCUCAAAAUCCGAUGGACGCGUGAUGCAGACAUAAUAAUUGACGGGAAACGGGAUCCUCAGGCUCUUUGCCAUCUGGUGUCCGUUAACGAAUAUGGGAACCCGGGCCCUCUACGCAAACGUCGGCGUGUAGGAGAGCCGGAUGAUGUUGAGCUGCCACAUGGAGACGUCAAUACUGACAGAAAUGUCAAGCCUCAGAUUGACGAGGACACUGAUUCAGAUCGCUUUCCCAGCAGCCUUCCACCCAGCCAACCCAGCCGCCCGUGCGUAGAGGAUCCGGAUGAUACUGAAUUGCGGUGGGUGGUCGGAAAGGGACAAUGGCGAUUGCUCGUACAACACACGCUGGGCGCCGAUCGUCCCUGGGAAAUCCUCCUGACCCCAGUGAAGCUGCAGAUUUACACUGACACCCGUGCUUGCAACGUCGAUCGGGAUUUCCUCUGA